UGCAGCGCGUCGGUUGCUCUGCUUCACCCGACUAUCCGUAUCAUGUCAGUGAAUACUCAACUUCUCAAGCAGGUAGUGAAGGAAAAAUCAGCGGAGAAUUACCAGCAUUUGAGUGCUGUCGACUGCCCCAGUACUGGCAGUGGUACAGUGUGAUCAUAGUUUUCAUCUCAAGUUUUGAAGCUGGCCGAGAAUUAUUUCAUGCACUACCUAAACUAAAGGGCGCGCCGUAGCUAUAAUAAUUAUCAUGCCACCGAGGAAGAAGGCCUAUAAACUUGUCCCGAAAGGAGAGACUGAGUCCUCGGGCAGCGAAGGCGAGUCUACCGCUACUCGUGUGCUUCGCUGGGUGACGGCCGGCCGCUAUGGUCGAAGAGAGAGGUCGGAAUCGACUGAGGCGCAAUUAGCUGCUGCAGACAAGGACAUACAUCCAGAAGUAGUUCGGGAGGUGUAUAGAAAAGCAGCGACGGCAGGACAGGAGGAAUGGAUGUUAUGGCACUCAGAGAAAGAAAUUGACGCAGAUCAAGAACCCCUUUGGCGGAGAAGAUGGAAAAUGUCAAGACAACGACGUUUCGACCCAGGCAACCAGGAGGCUGGUGUUCAGUACUUACCACUGUCUGGUGAUCCCAUAGACUUUGUUCUAGCAUGGGAAAGUGGGCUGCAUGAUGAUGUUGAGGACGACGAGGAGGAAGAGCGGGAAAGGGCGAACGCCCGGGGACACUUUCAAGCUCGGUUGAGGAGUGAAGGUCUCGUAACCCAUGUUGAGCCCAGUAUCAAUAAUCCAAGAUUGAAGUUUGUUCUUCUCCAUGCACCGUUCGGAGUAUUGCUGAGAGUUGCAGAGUCACUGCACUUGAAGAUGCCUAUAGCAAGAUAUUCGCAAGGCGAGAUGAAUCUAUCUGAAAAGGUGCUGCAGAAACUUGGUGUCAGAAAUCCGAUGUUGACGUCUGCAUACGAAGGUUCCCAGCGACCUUUCUACAGAGCUGCUCCCGUAAAAGUGAACACGUUGAACAGCUUCUUGGGCAGCUUCAAUACAAAAACGUUCUUCAGGCCGUCUCAACGUUCCUCCAUAGUAUCUCAUAUCUUGGACCGCACCAAGUAUUCCAGUGAGCCAGGGGCUUUAGGUAUCAGCCAGUUACUGGAUAACAGAUCAUACACUGCUGCAUUCCCUCUUCAUCAGGGUAAGGCAGAUCUCGCAGAGUCCAUGGACAUGAUCAAUUGGGACACUAAGAACACAUGCCCGAGAGAGGAGCUGGCUGUAACAUGGGCUACGUUCUCUUGCUGGUAUAAAUAUCAACCAUUGCAUACAAUCAGGGAUUACUUUGGAGAACGGGUUGCAUUCUACUUCACAUGGCUAGGCUACUACACGAUGAGUCUAAUACCGCCUGCCAUUGUGGGCUUCAUUACAUUCAUCUAUGGAUUAGCCACUAUUGUAGCUGACCCUACUAUUUUGACAAUCUGUCACAGUGCACAUGUCAUGUGCCCAACAUGUGCUCAUUGCAAGUUCUGGAAGCUCUCUGAUAUCUGCCUCUCAGUGAAGAGUGCUCAUGUGUUUGACAAUGAGGCAACACUUCUCUAUGGCCUGUUCUUAUGUCUGUGGGCAUCAGUUUUCCUGGAGCUGUGGAAAAGAAAAGCUGCAGUAACGGCUCGCCAGUGGAACUGCGAUGCCCACGAGGAAGAAGAACCUGUUCGAGCAGAGUACGCUGCCAAGGCGAAGGAGGUGGCACCGAAUGUGAUCACUGGCGAGCUUGAGCCACACUUACAACAGCAGAAAUGGCCACUAUAUAUCAGUGCGUAUAUGAUGGUUGCAUUACUGUUCUGUGUAGUGGCUAUCUGGCUGCUGACUCUGAUAGUCUAUCAUACAGCCAUUGCGCACAUCAGCGGUGAGCCAUACAGGUCAUUAGCCUCACCAGUGGCCAACGUUACCGCAUCAAUCAUCAAUUUACUCCUCAUUCUAUUCACCAGGCGGGUGUUUAGCUUGGUGGCUGUCAAGUUGACAGAAUUUGAGAACCAUCGCACAGAGUCUGAAUUCAGCAAUCACCUGGCGUUCAAGCUGUUCAUAUUCGACUGCGCAAACCUCUUUGCCCUACCCGUCUACGUCGCCUUCUUCAAAGGAAGAUUUGGUGGCUACCCAAAUCAUUUUAAACGGGGAAUACUACCGUACCAUGGACAACAGUGUGGCGCGUUUGGCUGCAUCCUGGAACUGGCUGAAACCGUCGGCAUUGUUCUGUUUGGCAAACUGAUACUAGAUAAAGCCCUGGAUAUGCUUUCCUGGUGUUGGGCUAGAUCAUCCUUCUGCUGCCUUAAGGGGAGACCUGGAAACGGCAACAACAACAAGAACAGGAAACCUGAGUCACAUGACCUUUGCGAUGCUGAGCUGGGUGAUGAUGUCGGGGAUGGAUUAGAAGAUACGACAACGCACCUACCCCAAUGGGAAAGUGACUACAAGCUAACCCGGCCUAAACCACUUCACUGGCAGUAUUUAGAAAUGGUGAUGCAGUUUGGUCUGAUUACCAUAUUUGGCGUUGCCUUUCCACUGGCACCAUUGAUUGCCUUGGUGAACAAUGUAAUCGAGAUACGACUGGAUGCCAUGAACUAUGUCAAGCAUACCUGUAGGAUUGUUGCCAACAUAGCACAAGAUAUUGGUAUAUGGUUUACACUGCUGGACCUGCUAACCAAGGUCGCAGUUGUCACAACGGCACUAAUCCUAACAUUCACUAGCAAUGGUGUUGCUAAACUGCUCUAUAGAGUGCAGCAUGGUCAUCUCUCUGGUUUUGUCGGACACAGCUUGUCUGAGGCACUAGUGUUUGACCCAGCACUGCACCGUAAUGUAACAUGCAAGUAUGUUGACUUGCGCAGCGCGGACGGGAAUCUAACAGCUGAGUUUUGGUUCUUGGUGACGGCCAGACUUGUGUUUGUGAUGAUCUUUGAGCAUGUGGUGUUCUUGGCUAUGACAAUCCUGGAUUGGGCAGUACCAGAUGUACCCCAAGCACUGCAGGAUGAACUCGCUCGAGAAAUCUUCCAGGCUAAGAAGGUUGUGGAAACUGCAAACUGGCAAAGUGGGACCAGCACCGUCGCAAGUCAGCCUGUUGGUCAAAGACGGAGAAGGAAAUCGACAAAGAGAAAAACAAUUCGUAGGAAGCCCACUGUUUCCCGCCGGACACAAUAAAGUGGCAUUGAGGAGAUCCCCAGAAUCAUGUUAUGCCUAGUGAUGAGACACAUACCACUACUGCACUACUGCACUACUACAAGUAGGCAGAAUGUUGAUAUGGUAAGAAUUGACAAUAUCUUUUUUUAAUACCUUGGGAGUAUGUGAAAGUAAAGCUUCCCUGAAUCAUUCUGCGAUUCUGUGGCCUUUAUUUGUACUGCAAUUGAUCGAUCUGACCACAUCAUUGAAGUUGGUGUUGAUUUCCUCUUUUGGCUUAUCUGAGCACACUUCAAUAAAUUGGCAACAUGAGCAGUGAGAUGUGAAUGACAACUAUCUGAGAGCAGUGAAAAGGAAGGCAACAUAAUUAUUACUAAGCACAGGCAGCGGCUGGAA
Messenger RNA from Sycon ciliatum, 3532 nucleotides. RefSeq names its product anoctamin-7-like. The record is from RefSeq and is a predicted model, not a curated record. The transcript has 27 exons. The coding region runs from base 245 to 3160 and encodes 971 amino acids. Gene Ontology annotation, cellular component: plasma membrane. Lineage: Eukaryota; Metazoa; Porifera; Calcarea; Leucosolenida; Sycettidae. Gene Ontology annotation, molecular function: chloride channel activity; protein dimerization activity. Gene Ontology annotation, biological process: chloride transmembrane transport.